UAAACACAGACGAGAUCAAACAUGGCAGAGAGCACAAGCCCAAAAGGCAACUCUGGCGAUUUUGCUAAAAAAGUGCAAAGACAGCUGAGCAGAGGCAAAGAAAAGGUGAUGCAAAGGCUUGGAAAGUCGAUGGAGACGAGAGAUGAUCAGUUUGAACACUCCCUCCAGAUGUUCAACGACCAGCAGACAGACGGGAACCGGAUGUACAAGGACUUACGGAACUACAUUGAUGCAAUAAGAGACAUGCGUGAAGCGUCACGACGCCUCUCUCAGUCUCUGUUUGAUGUUUAUGAAAGCGACUGGGCUGGAGAGGAAGACCUGGGAGCCAUUGUUGAGGGCGAGGACCUCCUGUGGAACGACCACGAGGUGAAGAUGUUGGACCAGGUCGUCCGCACCAUGGAGUCCUACGUGGGACAGUUCCCAGAUAUUCGGGAGAAAAUUGCCAAGAGGGGAAGAAAACGGGUGGAUUACGACUCGUCCCUUCACACCCUGGAGUCUCUGCAGACCGCCAAGAAGAGGGACGAUAUCAAGAUAAGCAAGGCAAAGGAAGAGAUGCUAGCUGCCAAAAACAUCUAUGACGGGAUCAACAAUGAGCUGAAAGAGGAGCUGCCUGUCCUCUAUGACAGCCGCAUCGGAUGUUACGUGGCUGUCUUCUCAGCUGUGUCUAAUUUACGAGACAUCUUCUAUAAGGAAAUGAGCACGCUCAAUCUUGAUCUGCAGUGUGUGAUAAAAGAGCUGCAGGCUCAGCAUCCUGACAAAACGUUUUCUGUGAGGGGGCUGCAGAGGUAUGGCUCCCUGAAGAGACGGACUCUGCUGUCCCCCAGGGCCUGGAAGGCCAGUUUUUCCGAAUUUAACCGGACCUACAAUCCCAGAAUGAGCCUGCGGUCCAGUCUCAAGUCUCCGGAUAAACCGCGCCACAGCACUCUGUCCAGAGACAGCAGCACACUCGGCUUCUCCUCUCGGUCGUCCACCCUGAACAGGAGCCUGACCGAAUCCAGAGAGCUGGACACGACUUCCUGCCACUCCGAGAACCGAAGCUCUGUGGCGCAGGAGGAAGCCGCAGCGGGAACAUCUGGGAAAGAGAAGUCCGGAGCAGCCAGCGGUCAGGCCGAAGAGGGGAAGAGCUCCAAAGAGGUAGAAGAUAAAAAAGAUGGAGAAAAAGCUCCACCAAGUGAGAGCAGCUCUGAACUGAACAACUCCUGCGAGUCGGAGAGCUUGGAGCUGCAGCUGUCCGCAGCCCAAAGCGAAACGCUGCACAUCGAAGAAAAAGAAGAAGAAACCUCUGCGACCCUUGACUCACAGAAAGCAAACGGUCUAAAGAACGGCGACGUCGGCGCGUUGAACUCUGACACCAGCAACCUGCGCAUUCCUCAGAAGGAGGGUGCUGGAGAAAAACAAGCGCCCCACGACUCAAAGACCACAACGGUUUAAAGGUUUCACACUUUAGAAAAGAAACAGAAGACUGAAAACGACAGCUGGUCAAGAGGCAAAAAUAAAAAGGAAGAAGACAGCCGGGCAGACGAGUCCAACUGUUGUUUAAUGACUGAUGUUUCUGGUAGUUUUCUCAUUUAUCUUUCAAUCAAAUCAAGUUUGUCCCAGAAGGAGCUUCUCAUUUUAAUAAAAACAAACCAAACAGAAAGUGUUCUUGAAUAAACAGUUUAUUAGUAUAAAUGCACAAGGUAGCACAUUGUGCUUAGCUUCUCUUAUUAGAAGAAACUGAACUAAACUGAUAAUUUUUAUGUUUUUACUAACUGGAAGGCCAAAACCAAAGCAUGAUGAGUCAAGAUUGUCAGGGAUUAAUAACAUCUUACACAUUUAAUGAUACGUAGAAAUAUUUCUAACAUUUAUUACUAAAAAAUCUAAUAAGUUAGAGUUUGCAGUGCAUCUUUAUGUGUUGUGUUUGGCUUAAUAAGAGUUGAAAUUGGUUUUUAAAUUUGUGUAAUUCAUGUAAAGUAUACACCUUGAACUUUUCACAUUUUGGUUACAUUGCAACCACUAAUUUUUAUGUUUUUAUUGCAACCUUGCUGAUAGAUAACACAAAUCUGGACAUAAUUGAGUAGUUAAUGAUGAGAAUCAAUACAGGGUUUAAAUUUUUCUCUGCAGCUAAGCAUGAACAAGAAAUAAAGCUGUAAUUGCUCAAACUUAA
Messenger RNA from Poecilia latipinna (sailfin molly), 2146 nucleotides. Its product is annotated as bridging integrator 2. The record is from RefSeq and is a predicted model, not a curated record. Gene Ontology annotation, biological process: plasma membrane tubulation; podosome assembly; phagocytosis, engulfment. Gene Ontology annotation, molecular function: phospholipid binding; protein binding. The transcript is spliced from 12 exons. Lineage: Eukaryota; Metazoa; Chordata; Actinopteri; Cyprinodontiformes; Poeciliidae. Gene Ontology annotation, cellular component: cytoplasm; phagocytic cup; podosome. Bases 22 to 1431 code for a protein of 469 amino acids.